This is a messenger RNA of Ruditapes philippinarum (Manila clam), 2399 nucleotides long. RefSeq lists its product as uncharacterized. Lineage: Eukaryota; Metazoa; Mollusca; Bivalvia; Venerida; Veneridae. The record is from RefSeq and is a predicted model, not a curated record. Bases 231 to 2399 code for a protein of 722 amino acids. The transcript is spliced from 6 exons.
GAACUUCGCAGACAGUUGAAAGCCUGAAUGCCAAUCCACAGCCAGGAACGUCAAGUUCGACCGGAAGCGGGGAAAACAGUGAUAUAAGUGGAUAUUGGCGUCCAGACCUAGACAUCAACUCGAGUUCGUCAGAGGAAGAAAUUGCCGAACAUGACAUCAAGAGAAAGGCAAGAAAAAAUCCCAGAAGACACCUUUCAAAUCGAGACAUUGUAAAGGAAGUAAAGACUGACAUGCGCACGCAGGCGGAAAUACGACGCGCGGAAUCAAGGAUGACCAGAAACAGAAACUUGUCAGAAUGUAGCUCUGAUAGUGAUGAUGAUGUGAACAUGGACACCGUUUUCAAAAAAGAAAAGCUGACAAUGUGUGACUCGCUUACUAAGCUUUACAGAAAAAGACGCCAAUCAAACAGAGAUGUUGCACAGGAAGUACAUCGCACAGAAGCACUGAGCAGGGCUACAAAUCAGGCAGGCUGUAGUUCUAGUUCUGAAAGUGACAGCGAUGAAGACAUAAGCACCAGUUCUCCUGCAGAGAAGCCUUCAAAAAUUUACUCGCACAAAACGUACCGACAUUCUAAAAAAAGUCUUAAAGAAAGAGACAUCGUACAGGAAAUAAAAGCUGACAUGCGCGCGAUGGCGGAAAUGAGACGCCAGAACGCAAGACUGAGCAGGCAAGAAAGAAACUUUUCAGACAGUAGUUGUGACAGUAACAGUGACGAAGAGAGUACAGCCGUACCCUCCAGUCCACUGUUAUAUAGCCCUAUAUGUGUACGAGGUACACCUUACAGCAGAAGAUGGUACAAAUCCUUAGGGAAAGGCCCAAGACCAUGGAGCAGUUCAUCUGAAUCUAGUUCAAGUUCUGCCCAAAGUGCCUGUGGUGAAUCUUCUUGCAGCUCUUCAUCUACCGAUAUCAAAUUAUCUAAGGUAAGUGCUGAAACAGUAAAUAUCGAAAAAGCAAACAGCCAAAUCACAAACAGCCAAACUUCAAUAAGUCAGACCGCAGAUUGCCAAACUAUAAAUAGCCAAACCGCAACCAGCCAAACCACAUAUAGCCGAAGUGAAGACAGUCAAAACACAAACAGCCAAACUUCAAUAAGUGCAGAUUGCCAAACUGUAUACAGCCAAACCGCAAACAUCCAAACCUCAUAUAGCAAAAUUGAAGACAACCAAAACACAUACAGCCCAACUGCAAAAAGUGAAACCGAAAAUAGCCAACCCGAAAGCAGCCAAAGCACAAACAGCAAAACGACAAAUAGCCAGACCACAAAAAGUCACUUCGAAGAUAGCCAAAACACAUAUAGCCAAAACGAAAACACCAACAUCGCCAACAGCCAAAUCACAAGUAGCCAAACUGCAAAUAUCGAAACAACAAAGAUCCAGACUGCAAAUAGCCAAGAUGAAUACAGCCAAACCGCAAGUAGCCAAAACGCAAAUACAAAAACGUCAAAUAUCCACAAUGCAAAUAGCCAAACCCAAAACAGUGAAACUGCAAACAUCCAAACCACAAAUAGUCAAAUAGAAGUAAAUGUUGGAGCUGAUUACAAUGGUGACAGAGGUCAAACAGGUAAUUUUUAUACAGCAAAGCUCAGUGCGACAGAAAGCAGUCAUUGGAACAAGAUAAAUGAAGGCGAAAAUAACGACGACAAUACCGCUGGACCAUCUGCAAAUUUAAUGGUAAGCCUAACCAGGGAGAGUAAAUUUGCCUGCAGUAGUUUUAAAAAGGCUGUCACGAAGAAAUUAGCUGUUAAAUGGAAUAAACCACCACCAGAUACAGCAGAAAAAGAAAGGCAAGCAUCACUGAAAGAGAUGAAACAAGUUUUAUAUGAUCUUCUCCAUGAGGUCCAUGAGUCGUCUCCGAUAGGACAAUCACCUGUUGAGGAAUGGUGGCAAGAGUUACGAAUUGAAGAAGUAGAAUUAUGCCGGAUUGAAUAUGAGCAAAGUGACAUUUCACUUGAAAAUAAAUGCAAUGAUGCGCCAGCCACUUGUAGGAAGAAGGAUACGAUUUCAGCACACACCAAUGAUACCUGUCUGCAAAAUGACGACCCCGUUGGAAAUGGCAAUGACACAACGAUAACCGCACAUACCAAUUCUGCAUGCCUUCAAGAUGACAGCCCCGUUGUAAACGGCAAUAACCCAAUGAAAACAGCAAGAACCAAUGAUGCCGACCUUGAAAAUAAUGCUUCCAUUGUGAAAGAAAACAACGCAACGAUAACCACACAUACCAAUGAUGCCAGCCUGAAAAAAAUCUACCCAAUCGUAAAUGAAGACAAAACCCUGAUAACCGCACGUACCAAUGAUGCCUGUCUGCAAGAUGACGACUCUAAUGUGAAUAAGGACAAAACAAAGAUAACCACACAUACCCAAAGAUUUCCCUUUCCUUGCAAAAUUUUGACCCCAAUGUGA